Molecule: messenger RNA, 1978 nt
Organism: Gadus chalcogrammus (walleye pollock)
Lineage: Eukaryota; Metazoa; Chordata; Actinopteri; Gadiformes; Gadidae
Gene: zdhhc18a
Product: zinc finger DHHC-type palmitoyltransferase 18a
Exons: 10
Coding region: 444-1574 (376 amino acids)
Biological process (GO): protein targeting to membrane; peptidyl-L-cysteine S-palmitoylation
Cellular component (GO): endoplasmic reticulum; Golgi apparatus
Molecular function (GO): protein-cysteine S-palmitoyltransferase activity
Source: RefSeq, a predicted model, not a curated record
CCUGCUGGGCCUGUCUCAGGUCUGAACAGAGCCAGACCCGAUGCUGGAACCCAACCUCACCUCUGGAUGGGAGCGUCAUCGUCCAAACAGUGACGUAGGCUGGCCGACGCUUAAAGAAAAAGACACGCCAGACAUUUUGUAGUGUAUCAAUGACACAAUAACGGGUUUUAUGAGUGAAGGUUAAUGCUAAUCAAUGGAUUCACCAUCGCAACAAUGGUAGAUGUUCUUACUUUAGAGAAGGGAUUCAACUCGGGUCGACCGACGCUGUGGGACUAGCUAACGGUAGCGCCUCGGCUGCUACGCUAACCGCUAUCCUCAAGUCGCCGAUACAGGAUGAAUGGCUGUCUUGAAGAAGUGGACGCGUUUUGAACACAAGUUAUAGCCUGUCGUGUCAGAUACAUGUGCCUUCAGCCCCCCCUCAUACGCUGGACUGGGUCUUCACCAUGAAGAGUUGUGAGUACCAGCAGAUAGACCCCCGGACGCUGUCCGCGUCCAACCCGUCCGCACAGAGCUGCGCCGGCGGGCAGAGCAGCGCCCAGCGGAGCCGGAGGAAGUGGGAAGUUUUCCCUGGAAAGAAUAGAUUUUACUGCGAUGGACGAAUAAUUCUCGCCAGACAGAGUGGGGUCCUCCCUCUGACACUGGGCCUUAUUGUUGUGACUUGUGGCCUUUUCUUUGCGUUCGACUGCCCGUUCCUAGUGGAGCAUUUGACCGUCUUUAUACCUGUGAUCGGCGGAGUGCUUUUUGUAUUCGUGGUCGUCUCCCUUCUACAAACCAGUCUCACCGACCCGGGCAUACUACCCAGGGCAACGCCAGACGAGGCAGCAGACGUUGAGCGGCAGAUCGACACAACGGGGACGUCUUCGUACCGACCCCCGCCGCGCACACGGGAGAUUGUCAUCAGGGAGCAGGUGGUGAAGCUCAAGUACUGCUUCACCUGCAAGAUGUUCCGGCCUCCCCGGACCUCCCACUGCAGCCUGUGUGACAACUGUGUCGAGCGGUUCGACCACCACUGCCCGUGGGUGGGGAACUGCGUGGGCAGGCGCAACUACCGCUUCUUCUACAGCUUCAUCAUCUCCCUCUCCUUCCUGAUCUCCUUCAUAUUCGGCUGCGUCAUCACCCACCUUACCUUACGCUCCCAAUCAGGGAAAGGUCUUGUCCAAUCGAUCCAGGAAAGUCCUGGAAGCGUCGUGGAGCUGGUCAUCUGUUUCUUCUCCAUCUGGUCGGUGAUGGGCCUCUCGGGCUUCCACACGUACCUGGUGGCCUCCAACCUGACGACGAACGAAGACAUAAAGGGCGCCUGGUCCAGUAAAAGAGGGGCGGCGGACAGCGUGAACCCGUACAGCCACAACAGCGUCUUCACCAACUGCUGUGUCACGCUGUGUGGGCCCAUGCCCCCGAGCCUGAUUGACAGACGCGGUUCGGUUCCCCACGACGACCCGUCCGCCGCCGCCGCCGCCGCCGCCGCCGCCGCCGCCGCCGCCGCCCCAGAGCUCGAGCUGCCUCCUUUCAUGGCCAAGAGCGACACGCGCAUGGAGGAGAACUGUCAGGACUUUGCUUUGUCCUGCACGGCCUGAAGGCCGGCCUGCCAAAGGAACGAGCCCAAAGGAGCUGCUGGAGAGGGUGGUCCGCUCGUCAGAACUCUGCCUCCUGGGUCGGCCCCCCGUCCCUAAGACCGCCGCCCUCGAACCGGAGGAGCCUGCACCCCGAGACCCCCGCUGCUCCUCCUGUUCCUCCUCCUCCUCCUCUUCCUCCUCACCUUCGUCCCCAGGCUGCUGGGAGGGACAGCCCCCCUGCCCCCCCCCCCACACUGCCGCUCCCUGUCACCCGUACGGCCGGGGCACCCGGAGGGGGUCGCCGGACUCUGUUAACCCGGCCUUCCGCCUGGCCUUGCCCUCCCCCACGCUCAGCCACGCUCCCCUGGUGGUGGUGGUGGUGGGGGGGGCGGCCGGCUCCGCCCCCGUCCCGCCGCACUGAGCGG